AACGCCAACCGAGGACAGGCCAGAAGAUAAAUAUCCUACGAGACAGUUGAACUGUUCUACGAUCUUUGGCCACAUGAAGGACGACGCAGUUCAAAUACAACAGGAACAAAUAAUGGACAGUGGACUAUUGCCACCAAUGCCAAAUAGCUGUGUUUAUGUUGAGAGGACUUUUGCAAUGAUAAAACCAGAUGCUGUUCACAAAUUUCCUGAAAUAGAGGACAUCAUUCUUCAAGCUGGAUUCUGUAUAUUGCAAAAACGGCAGCUACAACUGAGUCCAGAACAAUGCAGUGACUUUUAUGCUGAACAAUAUGGAAAGCUGUUUUUCCCAAGUCUGACAGCAUUCAUGAGUUCUGGACCAAUCAUUGCCCUUGUACUGGCCAGAGACCAGGCCAUUGCAGUCUGGAAGGUGCUGAUGGGCCCAGUGAACAGCAUAAAAGCAAGAGAGACACACCCUGAUUGCUUGAGAGUCAGAUAUGGGACCUCUGACCUUCGGAAUGCUGUGCAUGGCAGUGACAGUUUUUCUGCUGCAGAACGAGAGAUAAAAUUCAUGUUCCCAGAUUCUGUAAUUGAGCCUAUUCCAAUGGGUGUGGCAGGUGAAGACUACCUCAACAGAUAUGUAAAUUCAGCUCUUCUUAAAGGCCUAACGGAACUAUGCAAGAGAAAACCGGCAGACCCCUUUACAUGGCUUGCUGACUGGUUGAUGAGCAACAACCCUAACAAACCCCAAAUAAGCGUUGGUGGAACCCUGGUGUGAUCUCUGAUUAUAUCAACUUACCUGUGACUGUAUUGGUUUGUCUGUGUUAUGUAAAAUAAAUAAAGACUGGAUGAAUGAA
Messenger RNA from Alosa alosa (allis shad), 833 nucleotides. It is a transcript of the gene nme5, whose product is annotated as NME/NM23 family member 5. The transcript is spliced from 6 exons. Gene Ontology annotation, biological process: UTP biosynthetic process; GTP biosynthetic process; negative regulation of oxidative stress-induced intrinsic apoptotic signaling pathway. The coding region runs from base 74 to 754 and encodes 226 amino acids. Gene Ontology annotation, molecular function: nucleoside diphosphate kinase activity. Lineage: Eukaryota; Metazoa; Chordata; Actinopteri; Clupeiformes; Clupeidae. The record is from RefSeq and is a predicted model, not a curated record.